Molecule: messenger RNA, 4846 nt
Organism: Xiphophorus hellerii (green swordtail)
Lineage: Eukaryota; Metazoa; Chordata; Actinopteri; Cyprinodontiformes; Poeciliidae
Gene: pdzd7a
Product: PDZ domain containing 7a
Exons: 15
Coding region: 529-3432 (967 amino acids)
Biological process (GO): sensory perception of sound; auditory receptor cell stereocilium organization
Cellular component (GO): plasma membrane; cilium; stereocilium tip
Molecular function (GO): protein binding
Source: RefSeq, a predicted model, not a curated record
UAUCCAUUUAAUUAAACAUGACCAGGAAUCGCUGGGCACAGCCGACUUCUCUACAGACAAGCGCAGCUUCUCUGGCCAACAGGCUCUAGAAUCAGAAAUAAGAUGGUUUCAGAAGAUUUUUACAGAAUUUUUUAUUCUAUUUUCCUGCAAACAUUUGGAUCCUUUCCUGGAGUUUACAGUUUAUUUUGAGUGACUAUUUUUUCCCCCCACUAUUUUCAAUUUGUAGGAUGCAAGGUUAUGUAUUUGUCUGGCUUUUGUUCUGCUCUAAGUAUCCGUUUGUUUUCCACUUUUUCUUAUUUAUACUUGGAGUCCGGUAGAAGUCGUCAACUUCAGUCGUAGCCACUUUCAGAGUUCAGUUGAGGACUUUGGAUCUGCGGUUGGAAGCCACUCCACUUUUCCACCACUGCUGCCCCUCUCCACCUUUUCUCCCCCAAGCCCGAGGCUGCACCUCCUCCUCCUCCUCCCGACAGGCGAAACCAGAUAUUCCAGUGCCUGGAUGACGGAGAAAAGUUUUUCCAGGCCUACCCGAUGGCUGGCUCAUUUCACCAUCCUGCCUGGAGCGAGAUGACAAAUGGAGGCGGGCACCCCCACUUCAGCAAUGGAGGCCGGGGUGGGGGAUCCCAAAGCACUACGCGCUACAUGCUGAAGAAACAGCAGCGCCACAGACGCAGGUCCUCCUCUCCCAUGGGCAGGGUCAUUCUCAUCAAUGCACCUGUAGAUGGAGGAGACGACAGUGAAGAUAUUCACACAGUGACAGUCAAUAAGAGCCCAGAUGGGCGACUUGGCUUUAGUGUCCGUGGGGGAUCCGAACAUGGACUUGGUAUAUUUGUCAGUAAGGUGGAGGAUGACAGCACAGCAGCACAGGCUGGGCUCACAGUGGGGGAUAAGGUGGUGGAGGUGAACGGAGUCAGCCUGGAGAGCAUCACCAUGAGCAGCGCUGUGAAGGUCCUGACAGGAAACAACAGGCUGAGGAUGGUGGUGAGGCGUGUAGGAAAGAUCCCCGGCAUCCGCUACUCCAAGGAGAAGACCACAUGGGUGGAUCUAAUUCACAGAAGGAUGGUGGUGGAGGAGAACGGUCGUACGCCGUCAGAGGCCAGCUCAGACAGCGCUCUCCGCCGGAUUGUACAUCUCUUCACUACAUCUGACGACUACUGUCUGGGUUUCAACAUCAGAGGCGGCAAAGAGUUUGGACUUGGCAUUUAUGUCUCAAAAAUGGACCCAGGUGGGCUUGCAGAACAGCACGGCAUCAAAAUGGGAGAUCAAAUCCUUGCAGCAAAUGGGGUGAGCUUUGAGGACAUCACCCACAGCAAUGCAGUGGAGGUCCUGAAGAGCCACACUCACGUCAUGUUAACCAUCAGGGAAGUUGGAAGAUAUCCCGCAUACAAGGAAAUGGUGGCAGAGUAUGGCUGGCUUGAUAAAUUAGCCAAUGGCGGCCCUGCACUGUCCUCUCAGGGUUCAGACUCCAACUCCUCUGUGUCCUCGCUAUCCUCCAGCACGCCUGUCAGCUCCCUCAGUGGUCUGUCUCAGGUCCUUUUCCCCCCGGUUUUUCGCUCAGAGAUGGUGGACGUGGCCAUCUGCACAGAGGAUCGCUCCCGACGUCAAAGCAGCGCAGAGCGGACAGCAGACAGUGCCAUUCAGACUGACCCCCCAGCAGCAGACUUCAUGGACCAUUCUCCUCCUAACAGGCUGGACCCUGACCGGCUGGUCGGCACAGAAACCAGUCGGACUGUAGGGGAAACUAUGCUGCUGAAGGACACAGUCAUACGCGGGAAAGGUGAGGGGCCGAGGGACAUGGGAGAGGUCAAAGAGUUGGGACGGGGCCGAGUGAGGACACCGUCCGCCGGGGAGAGGGACGCUGAAAAACAGUCGCCUAAAACAGAAGCACUGAUGGCCCUGAGCAAACCACGAAAGCCAAUCCAACGUUCCCAGAGCCACAUUACUGUGUCAGAGAAAAAGAAAAAGGGGCAACAGAAGCAGAAAGACUCCGCAGAUGGUAAAACAAACCUGCAGCGUUCCAAAACCUUUGUCAACCUUUUCUUCAAGAAAGACCAUAAAGACAAGAGUCGCUCGAGGUCUCCGUCUUAUCAUCCUAAUGAAAAAGAGCGAAGUCGUCCAUUCCAGCUCUUUACUUCCCCGAGGGAAUCCCACGCCGGCAGCCCACUGCCCCAUCAUGAGACGCUGCAGCAUGUGGAGAACAUGUCAAAGAAAUUGCUCAGUCCAGACGAGGUUGCUGCAGUGAUGAGACAUUGUCGGCGGUUUUUGUCUGACAAUGUGAUUGAGGAUUUGGUGCGCCCCCUGCUGGCAAUCUUGGAUCGGCCAGAGAAGCUGCUUUUGCUCAGAGAAAUAAGAAUGCUGAUACCCACGUCUGAGUUGGGUCGUUUUGACAGCCUGGUGAUGCCGUUUGAGCUGGAAGCGUAUGACAUCCUCAAGAGUCGCUCUAUACGCUCGCCGGCUCUUCGGUCACCUCGCAGUGGAACUCCUCGGCGUCACCUCAUCACCCCAAUCCCAGACUACAGAGGUGGAUUUCACCUCCAGCCAGUUCAUGACACACACCAGGAGCGCCAGCUGAUCGAAGACUUCGAGAGACUUCGUCUGGCCAGCCAACAAACUGGUCACCUGCCACCUUCCCGUGCCUUCAUCCCUCUGCUGGAUGUGCCCGUCGAUAACUAUGCGUCUUCCAUUGCGCGCUCACGUACCCCAAGCCCCAGCCACAGUUUCCUCCUCUCUGGAUCUCCACACAACACCCAGCCUGGACGUCAACCUCACCGCUCCCCGAACAGGAGUGAGAAUGGGACACCAAGGUAUGACCAGGUGUCCUUGCUGUCUGUGUCAGACCGUGGAGACGCAGCUCCUGAGCGUGGGAGAUCACCUGUGAGGAGCAGCCAUGGCAGAGGGAGGAGAGAGGGGAGUCCUGACAGCAUCUACGGCAGACAGAGCAGGCAGGACGGCUACACUGAGGUCAGUGUGCGGGUUCCCUCACAGCGGAGAGGGAGAACCCCUCUAGCUGAUGUGUUUGAUCCCCAGAGAGAGAGAAGCCCCUCCUCACGCCGAGGGAGUGGCCUGCAGGUAAACGGACACUUUCAAAAUGGUCAAGAAAGAAGAGGAACUCUACCAGCUGAGGAGUAUGAAAUCAUGACACUCACCAUCUCCAAGGCCAAGCAAUCGCUAGGUAUUAGCAUCUCUGGGGGUAUCGAGUCUAAGAUCCAGCCUGUAAUAAAGAUUGAGAAAAUAUUUCCAGGAGGAGCUGCCUCUACAAAUGAGGCUCUGAAGGCAGGGUAUGAGCUGUUGUCCGUCGACGGCGAGAGUCUGCAGGGAGUAACUCAUCAGCACGCUGUGGACGUCAUCCGCCGUGCCUUCAGCAACAAGGCCAAAGACCCGAUGGUUUUCGUGGUCAAGGUCCCGAAGGUUCCCCUCGUCCCCCCGGAGCUGUGAGACCUGCUGAGUGGACGCUGUGCGCCUCGCCAGCAGACUGCUGCCGAAGCAUAAAAGACAGUGAAACCUGCAACUCCUGAUGGAAACAAAGUGAAUCAAGCAGAUUGUAGUAAAGUUUGUUAGAAACCCUUUUUUGCCACAUCAACAUGUGAGAUGAAGUCCAACAUGUGUGACUUUUAUAACAUUUUAUUAAAUGCAUUUGCUAUAGAUGUUUUUUUUUUUAUAAAGUAUGGUUUAUGACAAGAUUAUUUGAUUCAUGCUUUAGCUCUUGGUUGACUGUGCCACUGUUCCAACAGGCCUAUCCGUGACCUCAGCACUGUCUGACAGUGGACUGCACUUUACUCUCCUCAGCCCAGCAGCCCUCGCAAAAACCGCCAGACAGAGAUUAUCCCUGCUUGUGUUAUGAGACUUAUAGAUUCAUAUCCAGAUUAAAGUCCUGUGUUAUGUCAAAACCGAGAGUUUGAUUUUAGUGAAAGUCUGGGAUAAUUAAAAUGUUCUGCCCCGUAUUUUUAUGCAUAUUUUUUUUUCUUCUUUUUUGGCAAAUUUUUUGUGCUCUGAAGCAAUCCGCCACUUUAGAGGCUUAAUUACAGCUCGCUUUGGUCAAAGCUUAUGCAGGCAUGAAAAGAAGAAGGAAAUCACAUCACAGGGGAAAGCAGGACUUGGACGCUGGUGGUAUGGUUUAAAUCAGAGCAAGGGAGCUCAGAUAAGAGCAGGAGGAUGUGCUGUGCAUAGUGCCUUAUUUCUGUGGGAGGAUAACACUGAUAAAGUAUUACUCAUAAGUGGUUCUGAGGUGAAGGCUUCAUGACCGCAGAUGUGGUAGAAAUGUAAGGAUGGAACUCGUGUCUCAAUGUUUUUGAGUUGCUACUAAAUACAGAAGUAGUUUUUAAAACUUUGACCUUAAACCAUAGAUUUUUAAAUUUCCUUUACAGAAAUAAAGAAAUAAACCACCACAAGAGGUACUGCAAGAUAUGUGAUGUUUGAACUACUAACACUGAUACCUAUUAAGACUAAACAAGAAGUCUGUAAUAUUAGAUCAUAUUUCUCAACAACAUAUAGUUUUUUUGUGCUGACACAAAAUAACAAAAUAAUAAUUUAAGUGGGUUGGAAAAACCUCAAGCACAACUAUACGGCAGACUUCAAAGGAAAAAUAACAUAUUUAGGACGCUUUAUGCAUUUUCUUGUGUCCCAGGUAACAUAAACAAUUACUCCACUCAUUUUUACGUUGUGACCACUUGCUCUUUAAUUAAAAACACUGUAAUUUGUACAUGUAUUGUACACAUAAAAAUAUACACAAACAGCUACAUACUUUAUUGAAUUAAUAACACACAGAAAGUAAAAAUACAAAAAGAAUGCUCACAAAAGGAUGAAAAAUGCCACAAAAAUGUAAAAACAACCCCCCCGCCAAAAAAAAAAA